AUGUCUGGAGAUACUUGUCUUCUUCUCAUUCCACUGUCCAUGUCUGGAGAUACCAUGUCUUCUUUUCAUUCUAAUGUCCAUGCCUGGAGAUACCAUGUUUUCUUCUUGUUCCACUGUCCAUGUCUGGAGAUAUCAUGUCUUCUUCUCAUUCCAAUGUCCAUGUCUGGAGAUACCUUGUCUUCUUCUCGUUCCACUGUCCAUGUCUGGAGAUAUCGUGUCUUCUUCUCAUUCCAAUGUCCAUGUCUGGAGAUAUUGUGUCUUCUUCUCGUUCCACUGUCCAUGUCUGGAGAUACCAUGUCUGCUUCUCAUUCCACUGUCCAUGUCUGGAGAUACCAUGUCUUCUUCUCGUUCCACUGUCCAUGCCUGGAGAUACCAUGUUUUCUUCUUGUUCCACUGUCCAUGUCUGGAGAUAUCGUGUCUUCUUCUCAUUCCACUGUCCAUGCCUGGAGAUACCAUGUUUUCUUCUUGUUCCACUGUCCAUGUCUGGAGAUACCAUGUCUUGUUCUCACUCCACUGUCCAUGUCUUGA
This is a messenger RNA of Acanthosepion pharaonis, 528 nucleotides long. The record is from the annotation of a GenBank genome assembly. Lineage: Eukaryota; Metazoa; Mollusca; Cephalopoda; Sepiida; Sepiidae.